AUGGACCCAAAUUACUCUGGGGAGGCCUCCCUCAGUGGUUACAACACACCGAUGUCACCAACUACAGAGUUGGCCAUCAGAAAACGCAAGCGAUCCGAAACCUCUCUAUCCGAAUCUCAGGCCAUUGGGGCACUCGUCCCAGUGGCAGACGACGCCAUGGACUCUGAGGCUUCUUCGUCGCGCUUCUCUAUCAGGUCCGGUUUAAAGCGGGAUCCCACUUAUUAUUUCGAAGAUGGAAGUUGUGUUUUAUUGGUUCAGGAUACAUUAUUCAAUGGGAGUCCAUGUCCUGUAUAG
Marasmius oreades (fairy-ring Marasmius) is the source of this 294-nucleotide messenger RNA. RefSeq lists its product as uncharacterized. NCBI's taxonomy places the organism in Eukaryota, Fungi, Basidiomycota, Agaricomycetes, Agaricales, Marasmiaceae. The record is from RefSeq and is a predicted model, not a curated record. The coding region runs from base 1 to 294 and encodes 97 amino acids. The transcript has a single exon.